UUAGCGUCACUGGUUAGUGAAAGCUGUCAAUACCCAAAUAAAACAGGUUAGAAAUCCCGCAUACAGCAUGAUUUUCGAACUGAUUUAAAUCUGCUUACUCGGAGUAAGUCACCAUCAUUUUACUGGAAGUCAAUUAACAACCUCCUUAUGGGUUUUUCAACGUAACAGAGCCAAACAUAGUGCAGUCCCUGUAAAGUCUGCUAGUGGGGUAGCUGCUUGUUAGCAUACUUGCUAGCGAACUUCAUAAAGUAACUGAAGAAGACGGCAGCAGAACAGAGGCAAGAGCUGCUCACAGUGACUUAUGCGACUGCUUUUGGUGUCGGGUGAGAGAUGGAGAUGAGAGAGUUAACGGUGAUGGCUGGGAGCUUUGUGGGCUUCCAGCUGCUGUACUCCGCGGUGAGUCCUCUCCUCUCAUCAGUGCUCACCGAAGGCUAUGGCCGACUCCCACCCACCAAACUCAACGAGUGGAACUCCAGGACGGUGUCCACAGUCCAUGCCCUUAUUGUGGGUCUGUUCUGCCUCUAUAUCCUACGCUACGAUGAUGCUGUUAACGCAGACCCCGUUUGGGGAGACCCCAAUCUGGUCAAACUUAAUGUGGCCAUAACGUGUGGCUACCUCCUCUAUGACCUUGUGCUGCUGGCCUGUAACUGGAGUACUAUGGGAGACAGCUUUUUCGUCUGCCACCACUUGGCGGCACUCUAUGCAUACGGCUUUGUCCUGUCUCGUGGCGUGCUACCGUAUUUUGCCAACUUCCGUCUCAUUUCAGAGCUGUCCACCCCAUUCGUUAAUCAGAGGUGGUUCUACGAGAUCCUCCACUACCCGCGCUCCGACCGGCUGGUGGUGGCCAACGGCGUGGCCAUGACGGUGGUGUUCUUCCUGGUGCGCAUCGCCGUCAUGCCCUCCUACUGGGAGAGCGUCUUCGCCACCUUCGGCACGCCGGCCUUCGAGCGGCUGGGCCUGGCCGCCCAGGUGGCCUGGAUCACCUCCUGCAUAUGCCUGGACGUGCUCAACACCGUCUGGAUGUACAAGAUCACGCGCGGCUGCUACCGCGUGCUGACCGGAGCCCGCAAGAGCAGGGCCAAGGCCAGCAACGGGGACGGCAGCAAGCAGGUCCACAUGAACAACCACACAGACUAAAAAAAAGGCCUGACUAAAUCGGGGGUGGGUGAGUUGAGUGCUUUGGGCGGUGGCGGACCAGGUCGAACUGGUCCCAGAGGAGAGAGAGAGAGAGAGAGAGAGAGAGAGAGGUGAAGAGGACCUGCACAAAGUUCAUUUCUUUGCAUCAAAACAGUUCCAGUGAUUAUCAGAGAUUAUCACCGCUGCCACAUGGAAGCACAUCUCGGACUUCUUGUCGUUGAGUAGCGCUUGACUAGCAUGAGGGUCAACACCAACACCAGCUGGUGUUGAGGGUAGGAAUUACACACCAACAGAUGAUAUUUCCUAUGAUCCGGUAGAGGUUGAUUUUGAUUCUUGUUAGAAAGUAUGUUAUUUUUAAAAAGCACAAAUGUCUCCCCUUUGAAGCCUGAACUAAAGCCCAGUUCACCAGCCCAAGUGCCUGCACUGCACGCAAGACAGAAUUCCCAGCCUUAAUCAUGGUGACCACCACCACACACCUUCCUUCAACACCCGUGGUUCCUGUAUCUAACCGUCACAGCACCUUUCUGUCUCCUCUACCCUCGAAACCAUACUGCAGUUUGAGGACAUCCGUCCACAUAGACAGUCUCUCUCUCUCUCUCACACACACACACACACAGACACACACACACACAGACACACACACACACACACACACACCACUGUGCCUCUAGAUCUGGUAGUCUCCAAACGAGCCUAUCAGUGCCUGCUGCUGGGUCAGCAGUCAGAGUCAAGCCAAGGAAGAUCACCAGCUCUCCUGAAGCCUUCUAAGGUUCCAUCGUUUCCACCCGUCUUUACCUACCUAAAUCCUGAACACGCCAGGCAGGUGCGGCCCGACAUGGAUGUUCAGCCUCUCUGUGAUGUGGCUGAAGGCUGGUAUGGGUUCCACAGAGUUGGUCUUGAUCUUCCAGAGUCCCCCCCCCUGUUUCCCUAAACACCCAAUUCAAAUCCUAGUUAUUUUUAUUCAUACUCAGCAGACAUAAUGAAGCGAUCAAAGCAGUGACUCGUCUUAACCCGUGUAACACACUCACCGCCAUCUGUGCAGAAGGUUGAAUCCAUCCAUUUCUGACGCCAGCACUGCGCUACCUCUGACUCCAUCCCAUCUUACAAAACCAACCAACCAACCAGAACACAAACCUCCAUCACAGUGUUCCAAGCAUUCUCCCAGACCAGAGUCCUGUGGUCCUGAGCUCCGAUGCUUUGACUGACCUCAGAGCAGCCUCAUCUGGACCUCCCUUCCUGCUCUGAGAAGCACAAGCAAGACCAGCUCGCCGCAUUCUCAGGCUCCUCUGGCCCAUGGUCUCUAGGUGCAUGUACAGUUUCCCUCCGCUGCAGAGGCUCUGCUUCUCAGUGCUAUUUCAGAGUAUGUGUAUGUGUGCUCCCUUUUUCAGGCGCUUUUGGGCUGUGCUCUUGUGGCUGCCUCUGUCUGUGUGUGUGAGUGUGUGUGUGUAUGUGUGUGUGUGUGAGUGUGUAUGUAGUUGUGUGUGUGUGUGUGUGUGUGUUUGGAGUCUGUGCCUUUUUCAGCCACAUGGUGCUUUUCACUUCCAAACUGAGGGGGUGUCCCCCUUAGUCUGGUACAAAAUGAUGUCAUGGAUUCCAGGUUGAGCGUGCAACAGGGGGGACACAAGGACCCUGAGGGAAGGAGUGCCACUGGGUGCCAGCGACUGACUCAUUGGACUUGAGCUGGAGUUUGAGCUGGCCUUUGCUAAACCUUCACAAUCUAAAUCCAGUCACAAACUACAGUAUGUUUCAGAAAGCACUGAUUUGUUUUUUUUGUUUUGUUUUUGUUUUUGUUUAUCCAUGCAGAUGGGUGGGAGUGGAGCAGGGGGUUAGGGGGUGCCCGCUGUGGGAGGGGGCACCUCUGUAGUCCUCUCAGAGGUCCGAAUGUGGCAUUUGAGGUAUGCUGCUGCUGCUCAAGGUUGACAUGUCUCCAUAUGUAUCUCUCUUGUCGUGCACUAUUUGGUUCUCUACUCCAGCCAAGUAUUAUACUGCAUUGAUGCCCCUCACCUCUCAUUUUUGAGCCAGUAUUUUGUUUUCUGUUUCAUAACACAUCAGGUCUAGCUCCAGUGAGUGUUGUUGUAGUUAUUGAUGUAGGGCAUACGUCUGGCUGUGGGUGGCUAUUAAGAUGACAAAGGUUUGGAAGAUUUUAUUCUUGUUUUCUUUUUGAAGAACAACUAUAUAGCUGCACCUCUUCUCCCAAGCAUGGUAGUGAUUAAAGCUGUGAACUGAUAUGAGAUGACUAUAAUUUGUAAACAUCUCAGUGAUGGGAUGAGAGAUUUGUAAUUUGUGACUUUCUAUAUAGACAAAGAUUGUUUGUGGUGGUUGUGGGGAGCUGCAUGAUUUUGGAGCUUGCUGUUAAGUCCUGAGAAUUUGGUCUUUGUCUGCGGUACAUUCUCUAAACUGGAUUUGCACAAAUGAGAUGGUUCAUGGUAUGAGCUCCAACAUGGUGUUUUGGAGCUGGUUAGAGAGAAUUUGUCAUGUUGAUAAGGUUGCAUCUUCCCAUUUAUUCUGAGUGAAUAGAGACCUUUUUACAGUUACAUGGAGAAAGAAAUACACUAAUCUAAUCUCAAACUUUUUACUGGGAUAAUCGGCACUGUAACGAAGCCCUCCAUUUUAUGUCACCUUGACUUUUAUUGAAAAAAGAAAAAAAGGAUUUGAGGUGAAUUAAAUGGUGGAGGAUCAAUAUAUCUGUGUUCUGUGAUGCGAAGUGUUGAGCAAUGAAUGAAGACCAUAACAAAUCUAAGAGCACACAUUGCUCAGACGAUCAGAUGAAAUUCAGGUAGGCAAAGUGCUAAUACAUUUAGCAUUAUGACAUUUUUGUGUAAAAAAAGUUGCUCCUUGGCUUUAACACAGGAGUGGUGUAUCAACAAUACAAUUAUUCGUAACUUUUCUGCAAGCAGAGAACUCCAUUUUAUGUCAUGCAGUCUUAGAUUGCACUGUGCUGUAUCAGUGUUAAAAAAUAUAAUGUAAGUCAAAUGAACGGCCCACUUUUUUCAUCCGACCUGUUAGGCCGUCCUAUCAUUCAGACAUCAGUAGAGGCUAUUGUAAAGGGCCAGAAGAGUAACUUGCCGUAGUGACUAGGCCUUAAAGAAGAGAAUACCAGCAAUAAUAAUUAAUGAUUAGAAUGGUGAAGACAAUGUUGAUGAUGUUGACAAUAGAGAUAAACCAAAUGUUGGAAAUCUGUAGCUGAAAUGACCUAGAAGUGCGGAAUUUUCAUUUGUUUUAAUGCAAUGCGGAUGUUCUUUUUUUUCUGGCCGUUUUUAAUGUGAAAUGUAUACUCUACACCAGUUUGUUGGUGUCCACUCUCACCACUCUGUGAAAUAGACUUCUGUCUAUGACCACUACUAAUGAUGUAAAGGUAGCGAUCAGAGUUUCGAGAUCUACUUGAAAGUGUUGCUGUUCAAUAAAUUGGAGAACAGA
Sardina pilchardus (European sardine) is the source of this 4554-nucleotide messenger RNA. It is a transcript of the gene tlcd4b, whose product is annotated as TLC domain containing 4b. The transcript is spliced from 7 exons. Gene Ontology annotation, biological process: lipid homeostasis. The coding region runs from base 331 to 1137 and encodes 268 amino acids. Gene Ontology annotation, cellular component: membrane; endoplasmic reticulum. NCBI's taxonomy places the organism in Eukaryota, Metazoa, Chordata, Actinopteri, Clupeiformes, Clupeidae. The record is from RefSeq and is a predicted model, not a curated record.